Chinchilla lanigera (long-tailed chinchilla) is the source of this 2909-nucleotide messenger RNA. It is a transcript of the gene Fbxl13, whose product is annotated as F-box and leucine-rich repeat protein 13. Gene Ontology annotation, biological process: SCF-dependent proteasomal ubiquitin-dependent protein catabolic process. The transcript is spliced from 22 exons. Gene Ontology annotation, molecular function: protein binding. NCBI's taxonomy places the organism in Eukaryota, Metazoa, Chordata, Mammalia, Rodentia, Chinchillidae. The coding region runs from base 169 to 2733 and encodes 854 amino acids. Gene Ontology annotation, cellular component: SCF ubiquitin ligase complex. The record is from RefSeq and is a predicted model, not a curated record.
CCUAUUGGCCCGUUCUCUCAGCCCCGCCCCCUAGGCCCCUCCCCUGAGCCAGGUGCUGCGUUCCACCCGUGGUUGCCAGGCAACGCCUCCAGCUCCAGCGGGGGUCUUGGGAGGCGGCGACACUCGCGCGGUGAGCCCACCGAGAGCCACCUCUGUCCCGCCUUAGCCAUGGCCUCGCUUCGCAACGCCGACCCCGCGCUGAGGAACUACUUCAAGGAGAACUACAUUCCUCAGGUCUGCGAGGCACUUUUAUGUGGUGUAAUUAUUACCCGUCCUGAGGAUCCACUGAGAUAUUUAGAGAAAAUGAUCAUGGUUAUCAUUGAAAAUGGCCUGGAAAGUCUUCUUUGGGAUAUGUGCAUUGAUCCAUCAUUGAAACCAAAAAUGCGAAGAUUGUCUGAAACUUACCUUGAACAACUUUUUGGACUGCAUGAUCAGCUGAUGACUCCAGAAUUGAUGAUAAAAGCAUGCACUUUUUACACUGGACGUUUAGUAAAGACCCAUUUUUGUGCGUGGAAAGAAAUGGCAAUACCUCAAGUAAAUGAAGAAGAAAUCCUGGCUGCAAAAAUGGAAAGGGCAAUAAGACAUUAUAAUUUUAGCCUUCAAAAAUCUUCAUUUCGUCAGUGGUGCUCUUAUGUAGAAAGGAACAGAGAAGAAAUUGAAGAUGCAGUACAGGAGAUGCAAAGCAUAUUCCAUCACCACAAGCUAAAAUCUUCGCUAAGAAAAUGGAAAGAUCAAGCAAAAUAUGUACAUCAAAAGAGAGAGGAUGACAUGAUAUUACAACAUGAACUUGAAUUGAAAAAAUGGAAAAGUAAGUCAGAAUUGAAAAUAACUGAGGAAACUGCAGAAGAACCUAUUUAUCUUAAGCAAAGUUCAUCUGAAGUCCAUCUUGCGGAUGACACUACACAAUGUGACAUUUCACUAUUACCUGAAAGAGCAAUAGUACAGAUUUUCUUAUACCUCAGUUUAAGAGAAGUGAUAACGUGUGGCCAAGUCAACCACUCCUGGAUGUCGAUGACACAAACGAACUUGCUGUGGAAUGCGAUUGAUUUUUCCAUGGUGAAAAGUAUAAUUACAGAUAAGUUUGUAGUGUCUACUCUGCAAAGGUGGCGUCUAAAUGUGCUGCGUUUGAAUUUCCGUGGUUGUGUUCUCCGAACAAAAACUUUGAAAUCCGUCAAAAAAGCAUAUGAUCUAUGCUUACUCCGAACAAAAAGAAUGCUAUACACAUGUGUAAAUAUCAAUUUGGGCCACUGCAAAAACUUGCAAGAGCUGAAUGUCUCUGACUGCCCCACACUCACAGAUGACUUAAUGAGACACAUUUCCGAGGGUUGCCCCGGAAUCCUGUAUCUCAACCUCUCUAACACGGCCAUCACCAACAGGACGAUGCGACUCCUGCCCAGGCACUUCCACAAUUUACAGAACCUUAGCUUGGCUUACUGCCGAAAGUUCACAGACAAAGGUUUACAGUACCUGAACUUGGGGAACGGAUGCCACAAGCUCAUCUACCUGGACCUUUCUGGCUGCACCCAGAUUUCAGUCCAAGGCUUCAGGAACAUUGCGAGCAGCUGCACUGGAAUCAUCUACCUGACCAUGAAUGACAUGCCCACCCUGACAGACAACUGCGUGAAAGCUUUAGUGGAGAAGUGCCGAUCGAUUGCAUCAGUGGUUUUCAUUGGUUCACCACAUAUCUCUGAUAGUGCUUUCGACGCUCUUUCUGCGUGCAGCCUCAGGAAGAUUCGAUUUGAAGGAAAUAAAAGGAUCACUGAUGCAUCUUUCAAAUUUAUAGUCAGGAAUUAUCCAAAUAUCAAUCACAUUUAUAUGGCUGACUGCAAGGGAAUAACAGAUAGUAGCCUCAAGUCACUUGCACCUUUGAAGCAACUGACCGUGUUGAAUUUGGCAAACUGUGUAAGGAUUGGUGAUACGGGAUUGAGGCAACUUGUUGAUGGUCCUUCGAGUACCAGGAUAAGAGAGCUCAAUUUAAGUAACUGUGUGCACCUGAGUGAUAUCACUCUUGUGAAACUCUCAGAGCGCUGCCUGAAUUUAAAUUACUUGACUUUACGAAAUUGUGAAUAUUUGACCAACCAAGGAAUUGAAUAUAUUGUAAACCUCUCUUCUUUGAUAUCACUAGAUCUCUCUGGAACAGUCAUUUCUGAUGAGGGAUUGAUAGCACUUUCCAAACACAAGAAACUGAAGGAACUUUCUUUAUCUGAGUGCGGCAACAUCACCGACGCGGGAAUUGAGGCAUUCUGCAAAAACUCACUGAUCUUGGAACAACUGGAUGUCUCUUACUGUCCCCAGCUGUCCGAGAAUACUGUUAAAGCGCUGGCCAUUUACUGCACCGGCCUCACUUCUCUCAGCUUAGCAGGCUGUCCGCAGUUUACAGAUUCAGCGAUAGAGAUGUUGUCAGCAAGGUGCCACUACCUGCACAUUUUGGACAUCUGUGGUUGCGUCCUGCUUACUGACCAGACCCUCCGUGACCUCCAGAGGGGCUGCAAACAACUCCGGAUUCUCAAGAUGCAGUACUGCAGGCAAAUUUCCACGGAGGCGGCUCACCGGAUGGCAUCGCUUCUUCAGCAGCAGGAGCACAGCUCUGAGGACCCCCCACUCUGGUUCGGCUACGACUGGGAAGGCAAGCCCCUGACAGAGCACCAGUCUCCGACCACGCCGCCGGUCAAGGAGGACGCCAGCUUCCUGGUGGAAGAGUCCUCAAACCCUGAUGAAAACGAAGAAGUGUGACCUCCAGCCUCGAGCAGGAAAAACAAACCACCGAGAGCUUGGCGCCCUUUCUUCAUCAGAUGUAAGUAUUUCUACUAGCUGGACCCCACAAACAACAAAACAAGCAGCAAGUCAUCUGAUUCUGAUUCCUGCUACAACUGUUUCUAAAUACAUCACUAUUUCUUCUGUCUAAACAA